AUGAAAUCAACUAUGUGGCGGCGAGUCUUCUUCACCUUUGUCUUCAGCUUCUCAAGCUGCCAGGCGGCGUCAGUCUUUCUGGAUCCAGAUCGAGCCCAUGGCGUCCUGGUCCGAACUCGGAGGUAUAACACGGGCUGGUUUGAGGAGCUACAGAUGGGAGAUCUGAAGAGGGAGUGUCUGGAGGAGAAAUGCUCCUAUGAGGAGGCCCGGGAGGUGUUCGAACACACCGAGACCACGGACGAAUUCUGGAAGACAUACAACCUCCCAGACAGCUGUUUGUCGAAUCCCUGUCUGAACGGCGGCUGCUGCUCCAACAAGGAAUCGUCCUACACCUGCUACUGCCUGCCACAGUUCAGCGGCCUCAACUGCGAGCUUGAGUACAUGGCCGUCCCCAACACCUGCCUGCUGGAGAAUGGAGGCUGUGACCAUUACUGCGAUGAAGACGAGGGAGGAGGAAGGCUAAGCUGCUCGUGUGCAGAAGGCUACUCCCUGGACGUUGAUGGGCGGAGCUGCGUAGCAAAAGAGUCGAUAGCAUGCGGUAUGGUCCCCAUCCUGCAGGGAGAAAACAAAGCCAAGCAGCUCGACUCUCGAGCUCGAAUUGUUGGGGGAACAGAGUGCCCCAAAGGUCAAUGCCCCUGGCAGGUUUUGCUGGUGUAUAAAGGCAAAGGUUUCUGUGGAGGAGUGAUUUAUAAGCCCACAUGGAUCCUCACAGCAUCUCACUGCCUGGAGAAAACUGAGGCUCAGUUCCUGAAGGUGGUCGCAGGCGAGCACAACACACUGCUGAACGAGGGCACGGAGCAGCUCAUCCAGGUUUCUGAGAUCAUCAUGCACCAGAACUACGUGACAAGUACUGCCGACAACGACAUCGCCCUCCUGCGCCUGGCGUCGCCCAUCGUCUACACGCCGUACGCCGUCCCAGCCUGCCUGCCGACGCGAUCGCUGGCAGAGCGCGAGCUCUGGGCUGUGAGCAUGCACACGGUGAGCGGCUGGGGGAGGCGGGGGGAGAACGGACCCACCUCACAGCUCCUGCGGCGGUUGAAGGUACCACGGAUCCGGACGCAGCAGUGUGUGGAGGAGAGCGGCGUGGUGCUCACUAAGAACAUGUUCUGCGCCGGAUACAUCGAGGGCCAGCAGGACUCGUGUAAAGGCGACAGUGGCGGGCCCCUGGUGACAGAGUACAAGAAGACGGCGUUCCUGCUGGGGAUCGUCAGCUGGGGGAAGGGCUGCGCCCAACCGGGCAACUACGGCAUCUACACCCGAGUGUCCAACUACCUGGAGUGGAUCCACAACGGAACAGCGACGCCAAAUCAGCUGACGAACAACACCCAGUCUUCGUUACACAACCUGACGACCUGAGAGUUCACGCCCAGGGCAUAUCAGCACACAUCCACAGCGCUGUGGUUUUUAUGUUUUAAUCUACUGUAGUGAAACAGCGGCCACAAUGGAAGAGGAAGACUGUCGAUUUAACUGAUGUAGGCCCAUUAGAGGAUAAAGUACAUUUGGACACAACCAUAAAUAUAUUUAUGGGAUGUAUACAUAUACUGCUUUAACACACUAGUAAGGACAUUAGACUGUGAACAGUUAGUCAAACAGACCCUGGAGCUUGGAGCUUGUGUUAGUGUUGCAUUAUGGGUGAUGGGAAAGAUUUCCAGUGUCUGUUGUGUGAGGGUUAAUAAGUCUUUUGCGUUGACCAUAAAAUUUAGAUUUACUUACCAUGAAAGUGAGACUUUGGCAUGAGGCUAUGAUUGUCCUUAGUAGGAUAUAUAAAUUAGUUUCCUAACCUGGAGAUUCAAAACUAGUGAUUACUGUUAUUGUCUUAUGGCAUGUGGCAUAAUGUAAUAGUCAACAUCUGCUUAAAUAUUGGAGACACGUUGAGGUGUCUUCAAAUGGAAAAGUAUCUAAACUGCACGUCAGUAAAACUGUAAUUUGGUUUUUGGUUCUUAAUGUGUGCGUUGUAAAUUUUUGUAUGAAUAAAACAGGUGAAACUUGA
This is a messenger RNA of Micropterus dolomieu (smallmouth bass), 1990 nucleotides long. It is a transcript of the gene f7, whose product is annotated as coagulation factor VII. Gene Ontology annotation, biological process: proteolysis; blood coagulation. The record is from RefSeq and is a predicted model, not a curated record. The transcript has 8 exons. Gene Ontology annotation, molecular function: calcium ion binding; serine-type endopeptidase activity. The coding region runs from base 1 to 1356 and encodes 451 amino acids. Gene Ontology annotation, cellular component: extracellular region. Lineage: Eukaryota; Metazoa; Chordata; Actinopteri; Centrarchiformes; Centrarchidae.